This is a messenger RNA of Spirometra erinaceieuropaei, 20842 nucleotides long. The record is from the annotation of a GenBank genome assembly. NCBI's taxonomy places the organism in Eukaryota, Metazoa, Platyhelminthes, Cestoda, Diphyllobothriidea, Diphyllobothriidae.
AUGACGGCGGAAUCGAAUCAAACAUCUGAUCGAUGUCCAUUAUGCCGCACGGAGACUCAUUUCUUCGAGUUGGAGCCAGAAGCGUCUGCAAUUUCGUCUCGCGAAGAAUCGUCUGCGGACUGCAAGACGUCUGAGCCAGCGACCGGAGACCGUGGUCAGGGUUCGAACGCAGUCGAUCCAGUGUCAGAGGUGAGCUGGUGUAGAAAAAGAAUUUGUAUUUUCCUUAUUUCGCGACCGUGCUUUUUGGGGUGGGAAUGACCUUACGGACGGUGUUUUCUCAGCAGAGCUGCGCCGCCUUCUAAACACCGCGGUUCUUUUUACGAAAGAGAAUUCACAGAGUAAAAGGGCCAGCUAUACUUGAACGGACGAGGAAUCGAUUAAAAAGCGCAUCUUGUGCAUAAGAAUUUUCCCAAUGAUUUAAGGAAGACCAAAUACCUACUAGAGCGGGCACUUGUUGAUCAGGGUCUCAGCAUUAACUGCUGUUAAAAUAGGAAAAAAAACAUUGCUUUUUGAAUAUGCGUCCUAAGAGAACCUUAUCUGGGAAUUCACAAAGCUGUCCUUAAACCUAUUAAGACUAUCGAUGGAGUUCUUCAUCGGGUCAGCACAGCUCUUGACCGGACCACUUGAACUAGCAUCAACGGUCCACGUUUGCCAAGCGUUUCGCGAGUCGUAGCGUUAGUUGAUAUCGGAGGCAUCAGUCGUCUAACAUGUCGAUUUUCUUCAAAUGAAUACGUUUGUGGACGUAGGGUAAGAUGACCACGACCGUACCUUAAACACUCCAACAUAUAUUCUCUCCUAGAUGUAGCAGUGAGCCAACCUAGAUGUAGCAGCGGCCGACCCUGGAUGUUGACCCAUGUAGCACAUAUGAAUGGAGAUGAACAAAACCGUUAAGUGAUUGUAGCUUCCUGUUACUAUCCGUGUUCUGCGUCCAUGCCUUGGCGCACAAGUCUCAGUGUGCCUUUGAAGGGGAUGGAAGUAAAUUUAAGAUGAUAUUUGCGAAGGGUACGUGUUGUGCCACCCUUGUAAACUUGGGGCUGCGAAUUUUCCUCAUCCAGUUAUGUUAUUGGAUAUUCAUGCUGUCGUCAAAAAUCUUCCUUCUAAUCAUGCAUACCAAAUUUCCCCAAACAUAUCUGCCUUCCCAGGUACUGGACAUUGCGAUGAAAAAGCUGACUGACCUGUCGUCGGGGAGAAUCUCUCUCGAGUCGCUGAAGACCACUCUUUGCAGGUUCAGGGAUGAAACCGUGUCCUGCAAGGAGAACCUCCUCGGCGAGAUUACCGCCGUUGAUCACCAGCUAUAUUAUCCGGCCUUCUACUCUCUCGAAAAAGCCAAACUGCUUGUGGUGUCAACAUUUACUGACGAGCUCGUGGAAUUAAAGAAACUGCAGAGAAACCUUUUGAGGUUGAAGAGAAGACUGGCUGCUUUGCUCCAGACGGCCAAUAGUCUGCCUGAAGAAAUCGUAAGUUCUAUUAUGUUUUCGGGACGCACUUCCGUGAUAUGCAGUGAGUGACCGAUCUCAUGAAGUGCUAGCCUAAAUUCUGCGUUCUGGAUUAGGACGGAGUACUUAAGUGGGGUUUAAGUACUGAUUAUCGUGCGCCAUAAUCCUAUAAUAUUUCGGACUCGCCAGGUUGUUAGCUUUUAAACGCACUUUUUCGACCUCCUGCAAAGACCGCACUUGGUACCAAAUAACUCUGAAGCAGCAUGCAUUAUUCACAUGCAUCCACUUAUAUUUUAAAUAACGCAUGCACAAAAUAUGCCCUUUUGUUCAUUUGGUGGCAAAUCACGCCGUCUUUGCAUUUUACACCCGAAGGAAGGGUACCUUUUGGGUCAGAUGUGGUUAUGUAACCCCAUCUGAGGUAAACAAGUUCCAGCCACCUGUUAUACGGGACCGGUGGUAAUAGGGGUUGUUACAGGUGGAGCCGGGGAACACACAGGCGGCGAGGUCAGAGAGAUUUAUGCAAAAGAAAGGCUACUGUGAACGCGCGGUUGUACUUUAAGUGGUUGAGAAAUAGUUGCCCUAACCCUAACCUCUAACCCUAAACUCUUGUCCUAACUCCUGACUCUUAUCCAUAACCCUUACCCCUAGCCGUAACACCUAACCAUAAUCCCUUAUCCCAACCCCAACAACAUUGUGUCCAUCAGGUGGGGCUACAUAACCACAUCUUACCGCCUUUGGGUUUUCAAUUAGUUUCCCUUUUAUGCGGUUUUUCAAGACUUCAAUUUUCACUCACAGAAUCGUACCUGUCCGUUUGUUGAUGCUUCUCAUAAAGCAUCCAUUUUAAAAUUUUGUGAACUAUUCAAAGUAUCUUUCCAAAGGCAUAGAGGGAUGUAUGAUUCUCAUUGCGCGGAACGUAUACACCUUGCAGACUGAAAUUGCUAAGGGCUAGUGAAAUGGUGAAUCCAAUUUAAAGUUAUUCGGCAAUUAGGGGACUUUUUCAAAACCUAGAUAUACGCUUUCUUUGAGUAUAAAAUGUGAAGACGACGUGAAUAACUACCAGAUGGGUAAAAGAAAGCACACUUUUUGCAGGUUUUCUAUAAGGAGGGGGAAGCGAUGACAUGCGCGCAAAUUGCAUGAUAAUAGGGAAUGGCACAGCAUUAACUCACUUGUUAUUACAGAGCCCAUUCUCUUCCAGCCCUAUGACUGGAAUUAUCAUGGGCCUCAAGCAUUGCGAGAGUCUGCUAUGCCAUGAUUAGCAAGCCAUUGCCAUCGCAGCCUGGUAUGCGUCGGCAAUUCCUUGACGCCGUUUUCUCUUCCGGUAGAUGCGCUGGCGCUACCGCUGGGCACUUAGGUCGUAUGCACGGUUGUCCAGUCAUCCUCAUCUUGCCGUUGUUGUUGUUGGUUAAAAUCCUGGUCAAGUGUUCUUUGUGGGCCAGGGAGCGUGGAGAGGCACGCCUAGUUGGGGCUUCGGCCGCGCUAUCCACCUGCGCCCUAUCUCGCCUCUAGUCCUCUUGAUUCCGUCUUGAAACUGGGCCACAGGAUGCGGUAGAUGUUGCUAAAGUUUACUCUAAAUAUAAUCACGCACAAGUCACCGUGCCUGCCCCACCUUGUGGAGUCCACCGGUGGAAACCGUCGGAUGCAAAUGUCAAAACUAUCAUCCAGCAGUCCUCAGCGGCACUUGGCUCUUGGUCUCUGAGACCAGUCGCCAACCUUUCGAAACCUUCCAAUCUCUCAAUAAAGUAAGGAAGGAUCGCUGCAGUCGGUUGUGUAUUCAUACUGGUAGAGGCCUAACUGAGUCAGUUCGUCUGAUCGGGUGAUAGAGAACGGCGAAAUGUCAGGCAUUUCUUUUCCAUUUUGCGCAUGGUCGGUGUGCGCUAGAGAUCCUUCAAGGCAGAAUAUGAGCCCAAUUCUACGUUCUACUUUAUAGCGGUACCGACAUGAACCGCAAUUCACCCUGGGAGGUCUACAUACGUCUUUUCGUGUAAAUGGGUUUCUGGGAUACAACGGAAGUCAAACUUACUUGUAACAUGUGGCAGUCUAAAUUAACUGGGUUCAAGUAGGCUCUCAAUAAUUGCUUUGCAUAGGGACGUGUUUGACGAAGUCUGAUGCUACAUCAGCCACCGCACUCAGUCCCAAAUAACCACUCUGCCUACUGGCUGGGAGAGGCAACUUGUUCAUGGAAUAGGGAAAAAGGUGACGUGUUUAUCGAGUCAACCUUUCUCAAAGCCUUGCUCACAAUAAACAAUACGACAGCAUGCUAUUACCGACAAAGACAUGGGAGACUGGAAUGGCGAAUUCUGGCUUAUUAGCCGUCGUCAGCCAGUCGUACCCAACCCCGAAAUGGCCAUUCCAGUCUACCUUGUCUUUUUUGUAGUAACACUCUGCCUGUAUCAUGUACCGCUGCGCGGCUGUUGGUUGGGCUCGAGAGUGAGAGCCCAUAAGGCACUACGGAACGAGUGACUUCCGUAUGAACGAUCUGUGAGCGCCCUUCUACAAUUGUAUCUUCCUGAUCGGAACCGACAGGACAACAGACCCACGGCUCAGUGGUUAGAGGUGUUGGACUUAUAACGUACAGGUCACGCGUCCGAGCAUCAGGUCUUCCACACUUCGGAGUUAGGUAUGACUGGCUGACGACGAUUAAUAAGCUAGAAAUGGUCAUUCCAGUCUCCCUUGUAUUUUUCGGUAAUAUCAUUCAGCCUUUAUCAUGCGCCGCUGUGCUGCUGGUGGUGGGCUCCAGAGAGAGUCUGGUAGGCACAACGGAACGAUUGAGUUCCGUAAGAACGAUCAGUGAGCGCCCCUCUACCAAACAACUCGACUUAUUCAUGAACCAUUACGACAAAGUAACGGGCCAGGCUCGGACUUUACCAAUACGCGGAAUUGCUUAGUCCUUCUUUAGAAGAAAGGUCAGUCGGUAAUGAUGACAUGUUAAGAUGACCGUAAUGCCGUGCUCGCCUACGUACCUUGCGAGACCUCCCCCCUUAUCAGGACAGCGGGUGUAUGGUACGCCUACUCCGUGCCUAAAACGCCUUAUCCACUGCGCACAUGUCCACCUAUAGUCGCCUCGAAACAGGUUUGCAUGAGAACAUGAUGAACGUUUGAAAGUUGGGCGAGGUAGAUGCAGCGCAUUUCUGAUUAACAGCAAAAUGUCAGGCGCUGGUGGACUCCGUUGGCUGCGAUGGUCGAACUAUCAUACUGCAUGCCGUUGAACUCUAAAACCCACAAAUGGAGAGGUCAAACGUGCUCUUGCUACACUUUAAACCAUGAAGUAUAGUCCAUUUGUCCUUUGUUUGCAAUUUUCUCAGCAAAAUAUAUGUUCAAGGACAAGGUCAACGACAAUGACAAUGUCAGAUGCACAAAGUCCAUUAGGUUGUCAUGUAAGAUGUUAUGAUGUGGGAAAAGUUACUUAUAAGAGAGUUUGCCUUAUUAUGUCGUGUCUUGGAGAAAUAAAUUCCUUCCCUACUCCACUCUCUCCUUCCCCAGGACUUUGCUGCGCUAAAGGAAUUGGAACAGUCAGCAGGGAAGAUUCUAGAAAGCGCCAAAGACUUUCAACAGUCGCUGGAGUCGCGUGACGCUUCUGGUUUUGAUAAUCUAGAGUUGGCUCGCAACUUUGAAUCGGUACGUUCAGCAAACCCGAAAGGGUUCUUAUGCUCGGUUACGGUUACGUCCCCGCAAGGGAUUCCUUUUGUAUCUUCCGUUGUUUUGUUUGAGGUCUUUGAAAAACUCCGGACAUGUAUUAAUGUUCUUCAGAUAAUAGAUUUAUCAGCAGCCUUUGUGUGAUUGUUUGUCAAUACGCUGCCAACAUAGUAAAAAAGUUGUACGCUGGCUUAGAUUAUUUAAGGCCCAUAAAUUCAUUAAAAUCUAGAGUAGAUUUGGCGUUCAGCAUAGAUCGGUGGGAAGCUGCGUUAUGCCAGGAAACAUCAAAGCUGAUGUUCGGGCGAGCCUAAGACGAAGGUUUCCGUCAAGGUCGCGCUCCUUCAUAGCAUUCAUACAGGCUUAUCAGAGCACACGGGCAUAAUCAUUUUUAAUAUUUAAUUUCAGGAAUAUCCUUAUUAGACCUUUUUGUAAGCAUGUGCCCAAUGCGUUCGCAGAGGAAGUCUGAAAGGCUGAAAACACCAGCGCAGUCAAAUUUCCGCUUCGAGGAUAAGUAGACAGCAGUCCACUUACAGACGGCAAGUCUCCUGCCAGUACGUUUACUUUUGGUACUUUUGAUGGAAUUCAGAUUCACUCACAAUUACGUAACUUGUCCCUCGUGACCUCCGACAUAGCGAAUCUGCGUGAACAACUGGCGCUGUUUCCAACAGAAGCUCAGUGUGGUCACCCAGAAGAGCAGAGGUAAGCCUGAUUUUAUUCUCUGACGCUGUUGAAGCCUUUGUUCACUAGGCAACAGUCUUUGCAUGGCUCGUAGCGGCAAAGAGCCGACAGAUACUGAUUAGGUAGAAUCGCAUUACCGACAAAGACGAGGGAGACUGGAAUGGCCAUUUCUGGCUUAUUGGCCGUCGUCUGCCAGUCAUACCCAACUCCGAAGUGUGGGACACCCGAGGCUCGAACUCGCGACCUGUUAGUUAGAAGUCCACGCCUCUAACCACUGGACUACGAGCCCGUUGCUCUGUCGGUUUCGAUCGGGAAUAUACAAUGGUAGGGGGCGGUCACCGAUCGUUCUUACGGAACUCACUCGUUCCGUUGUGCCUUAUGUGCUUUUUUUCUCUCGAGCCCAAUCAGUAGCCGCACAGCGAUUACUGAUUAAUUCGUAGGCGGAAAACAUUCGCAAGGCGCCCACUGUUUCGCUAAAAAAAAUCAUGUUAGCAGGCUGAGCUUCGAAAGCUGGGACCCCCACACGUUUAUUUGUAAUAGAAGCGUGUGGUUCGUUUUUCUAAACAGUCGUUGCAAGAUUACCUUGGGGGUAAUAUAUUUAAGCUCGUGGAUGGAACACCUGUGGUAACAUCCGUUUUAGAUUGGUCUACUCUCGCGUAGCAUUAGUUAUUCAAGUUAUUCAGCUGUUUCUUAAUCAUUCCAUAGUUGGACGGAUUGCGCCUAUCAUUCAUAAAUGCGUGGCUUGAAUCCUGCGACGGAAAUUCGUUAUUUUGGCCACUUUGUAAUCAAUAGGAUGGUGAGUACUUAUAUCAACACAACUGUUUAAAUGCUGCCUAAUGUCAUAAUAUAUGUGGUUUCGGGUAGAAAACAGAACCAGAACGAGGUGCGUUCUCGAUGACCGAAACAUUUGUUUCACAAAAAUAUAUACACCCCGAGAAUUUCCCAUAACAACGUUGAAGAAUUGGUUGAUGGUCAUAAACGUUAACCGCUCCAUAUUUAGAGCCGAGUAAAGAUCAUGACAACACCAGUUUCACACAUAAUUUAACCCUUCAUCCAUACAUCAUGUAAUUACAGAUGACUAUGCCAAUAUUUGGAGCAGUUCGCAGUCGUCUCGCUUGGCCGUUUACGAUUUCUGGUGUGAGGCAUCCGUUUAAAUAUGUUUGAUUUGGUAUCCCCCUACAUCAAUGCCUUGGCGAUAGACCAUCUGUUCAGAUGGGAAAAGUUUAGAGAUCCGGGAAGAUUAUUAGAAGAAGAAAAUUGGCUCUCCGGAACAGGUUUAUUUAACUGCUGGCGUUUCAAAGAGCUGGGUCGGCUCUUCAUUGUCAAAGCGUAAACUGCACCUAAUCGAUUAGAAAUUUAGUUUAAAGUGGCAAGUUGUGUUGGCCGGCCUCACACGUUGGGGAAACGGGGCAUACUUUUGACCUCCAGAGGGCUACCAUCUUAGGCCGAGGCAACACAAAAACAGAACGGCUAACUCUCGAAGCGUGGUUCUCCGAUGCCCACUCUAUCAACAGGCAUCUGGACCUUCCUGCAGCUUACAAAGUCUUACGUCACCACAAUCGUAGAGCUCAGGACCAAACAACCACACCUGACUUAAGAAGGCAGCACGGAGAUAGCCCGACGCUGAUCUUACUCGGUGAGGAAGAACAAGAACCGCCAGACCGACCGCCCGACUAAAGUCCAAUCAGCUCCCCUCGACGGAGUGGUGACUCAUAAAGCGCACAGGCAAAAACGCCCGUCAACCAUUUCGUGAGAGGCCGACGCAGCGUGAGGAGAGAGAAAAAUCGAUCAGCAUGAGGCCGGCCAACACAGCUUGCCACUUUAUAUUAACUUUCUGAUCAAUUAGGUGCAGUUUACGCUUUGACAAUGAAGAGCCGACCCAGCUCUUUGAAACGUCAGCAGUUAAAUAAACCUGUUCCGGAGAGCCAAUUUUCUUCUUCUGGUAGACCAUCUGAUUAUGACAGCAAAAUUGAGGUUGUGAUUUUGUUCUCGACAAUCAGUAACCACGAACAGUAACUAAAUCCCCCGCCGAAGUCCGUUUCAUGUCCACUUGACGGAAACUCGACUUUGGCAUACGUAGUUUCAGUGACAAUGCGCACAGGAUAAGCGGUGGAUAGAUCUCCACUGUCAUCACCGCGCUGUCUGGUCACCGGCAGGUAUUCGACGCCAAUACUGAAGGCUCAGGUGGCACGUUUUUCGGUCGCCUCAGCAAGGGUUCGUACUUUCUUCGGCGAGGUCGUGGGGAUCUGGUAGAGGAAGGAGCCAUUAUUUCCGGGCUGAUCAUGUAGAUAGACUGUCGCGCCCACUCCUUCUCCGGCGAUAUUGCAAACCUUUCUUGAUACCAAAUAGAGGAUGUAUGUUCAUAUGCGAUUGUUGACAUCUCAACAGCUGAUCUCUGCCCGGUAAAGAAAGACUGCGGAUGCAAUACAGACCUUCCGCUUCUUGCAAUAGGCACGCGCUAACUCACGAGAAAGUUGCCUGAAAGUUCUGUGCAACGAGACGCUAGCUAUUCUUUGGCAACAGAGGCUUGCUUGCUCUCGAAAGGAGGUCUCCGCGCCUGAUUUAUGUUUGGGAAUACUCUUGUUUGCUUUUCGGACAAAGUUGUAUCUCUCUGUAGUGUCCUAUCCUAAGGAAAAGCAUAUCUCAGUUCAAAAGGGCUUUUUGCAAAGAGUGUGGGCAUAUUUUGAUCGGCUUACAGAGCUACGCGUAAGAAUCUGACCAAGUCAUUGAAAUAGUUUUAGAUGCAGUCUGGCUGUCAGGCUUUCUUGAGGGCAUUGUUUUGCAAAUGCACGCAGAAGGCGAUGUUUUCAUUCUUCAAAAACGUUCAUAUGCGCUAAAUGUGAUGAUUUGUGAGAUUCGCUUAAUUAUGGAGACUUCAGUAGUAACUUGCAAGCAGACACGUUUGAGAGUACGUAAUUGCACGCCAAACUUUACUAAACAUUUAAAAACUUUGUUUGCCAUGGCCGUUGAGAUCGUAUUCAAAAAUAGACAUUGUCUAAGUGAAUCGGCUCGUCGAAAUUAAUGCAGGAUGUUGGGGGGAGACUCAUUACUAAUGCGUGUCACGCACACCAUGGUGUUGAAAUUGACCUUGGGUGGUACAUCGUCGAUUCCGUUCUGUCUUAGGGCCCUUGUGUUGCCGUUCACGUACGUACAUGUAAUCAGUGACCUGGAAGUGUAACAGGCGAUGUAAGGGAAGCAAAACUAAUCGUCUCUUAUUUACCGUAAUCAAUUGGUCAUGCCUCAACCUUAAACUCGGAUUUCUGCUCGCUUUUAAGUAACAAGCUGAUUGCCUUGUCAUCGAGUCACGUGGUCAGAGACACCACGGUGCAACAUCGCGUCCCGUGGUUCUUCCGGACCGUUUUUAUGCUUGUUUGGUGGGCUGUUCGUCUUAAUUCUUUCUUGCAGAGAGAGAGAGUGGACUGCUUUAUUUUGAAAAUAACUUUUAAAACUUUCAGCAAAAACGGUUCUCCUGUACACAGUGAUUACUAUAGAGAUUAACAGGUAUUGGAAGGGUGGACAUGAUUAUAUAUGAAGAAAAAAGGACUUUAAGGUUCAAGAUCGAGUUUUAGUUUUUGUUUCUUAACAUCUUUGCAGGUUAGAUACAGGGCUAGAAAUGGCAGUAUGGAAUUCCGAUAGGCCGAAGUGCGGCAAGGGCUGUUGCGGAAGCAUCGACGCAUGCGGCGUAAGGAUUUCGCAGCCAUUAACUCAUUAUGAAGGGGAUGGACGAUGUCAUUCAGAAUUCGGUCAGCAAAUUGCUCCACCGAGUUGAAAUGUCGCUGCACGAUGAUAUCAACUAAAAUAUGAUAAGAAACACCACCAGCAGAGGCGAGCAUUCGAAUGACACGUUUAAAAAUAAUGAGAUCUUUUUUUAAGUAAAACUGGAAAAAUAACUGGAGAACAAUAAAGAAUGAGUGGAAGAAUACAGCCAUCUAUGAAUCGCCAGAUUAAGGACUUGGGUGUAUGAUAUGGACGUAGACAACGAAUGUAAUAAACAAGGUUUUGAAUUUUUGUUAAAAGGGUUUCCAUAUGAAGAGUGAAAGAGAGAUUUGAGGAUAAAGUAACACCUAGGUACCGGAAAGAGGAUACCUCAUUGGGAAGAAUAUCCAAAGGUUCAGGAAUGGGAGAGGGUCGCAAUCGAAACACACCAUGUACUGAUUUCUGCUUGUUGAGUAGGAGUCCAUUAUUCGAAGACCAUGCGAAGACGCGUGAUCUAAGCCAUCCUUUAAAGACUGCAAAUGAGUCAGGUUUUUGAGUGGGUGGCCUACGACCAUGUCAUCGGCAUACUUAACAUACAGGCAGUCGUUUGGCGAUCUCAAAUCAUCAGUAUGUAGGGAGAAAAGAUGAGGGGAUAAGAUGGAACCUUGUAGAACUCCACAACCUACUUUCUAAACGGCACACCACUGCAACAGGUUGACAGUCAGACUCAAACCAACACUGCACUGCGCGAAGGCGGCUAAAUCGGCUACGGCCACAUUGCAACUCAUUAGGCGAGCAUUUAUGGGUUUUGACCCUGACUGCCUUUCCAAAAUAUUUGGCACCUUCGUGCGACCUCAUCUAGAAUACGCCAUACAGGCGUGGAAACCCUGGACUGCCAAGGAUUAUACCGUCUUGGAGAAGGUCCAGAGACGGGCGACCAAAAUGACACAAGGUCUGGGAGCACUGCCCUAUGAAACCAGACUGUCAAUCCUAAACCUGUUUCCCCUUUCCUACAGGCAAUGACGUGGUGACCUUAUACUAACAUUUCGCCUCAUCAGCGGCCUAAACUGUUGUUUAGAUCCCACUGAUUAUUUCACCCAAGCUAGCACGCCCAAUUUGCGCGGCCAUCCCCUAAAACUACGCGCAGGGAAAUCAAGAACCAAUGGACGAAAGUCCUUUUUCAGUAACAGAGUGGUUGCAGCCUGGAAUUCCCUACCUACCGAUGUUGUAACCUCCUCCUGUGUGAACUCCUUCAAGUGUAGACUUGAGCUGCAUCAAGCUUGCCAAUUACCACCCCCACAUCCACUCGCAUAACCCGAUACCAUCUUAUAUGUGUUUAUACUACUUGUAAUUAGUAAGUAACCAUUAAUGAUUACUCUUUUUCGGCUAGCUGCCAGCUGUCCGCCAGUAUGUACAAAAUCCCUUUUUCACCUUCCCAUUUAUCAAUGUUUUUCUCCGACGACUUGUAACCAAGAGGGAGUUUAAAGGCGCUUGCCUAUAUUUCCCUUAAUAAACUGAUACUGAUACUGAUACUAACCAGGUUCAGGUGGGUGAGGAAGGAGAGGGUGCGGUAGAUGCCCUGCAAGUCCGCUGUCGUGAUAAAGUAAUCUGCACGAAAGUCACCGUCCUGCGCCUUCACCACGUUGUGCUUUAAACCGUUGUUCGUGACGGUCGAAUUGAACACUGGUGGCGGAAAUAAACCAAAGAUAUCUACUCCAGGUUUCCGUGCUAAAUGACCAUACUGUUCAAGGGCGUCGCUUGGGGUUCCGUUCACAUUACACGGAGUAUCUGCUCAGGUCCGCGUAUGAAUUCUGUCGCUGGGUGUAGACUUGCAGUUCCUGCGAUGGAAAUGCCCUAGGGGUUAACUGGAAGUAGACCACAGUGGAUAUGCAGUUUGCCCCGUCAACUGUCUCGUGAGAUCGCGUGGCGACCAGGAAUCACCGAUCGAGGAGUGUUACCGCUGCGUUGUCAAUUAGUCGUACUCCUACAAUCCAACGGCUGUUUGCAAGGACCCGGCGCUUGAAAUCGGACUUAUGUCGCCUACUGUACAUUAAAUCACACGAUUAGCGAACACGUAGUCUCCGCUCGAGCCCCGGCCUCUCCUGGGAUGCGUUUUACUGGUUGAUGACACCGAACAAGCAGUUCGUGAACUUCAAAGUCAACAUUACACAGUGUCUGCUGAAUCUCGUACAACAAGCCUACCUCCCAAUGCAAGAUAACAACAUCUGCAUAGGCCGACGACUAUGUCAGCGGAUCUUUAGUUUCCAACUGUAGUACUCCUCACAGACUGUCUCCAGUAAGUUGAUCUGAUUACUUCUUAGUCGUAGGAAAUGAAGAAUAUUCAUGAAGUAUUCUGUUUGCAUUUUCUUGGUCUACUGCCUGCAGACUUUCAGUGAUGUCGAUCGAUGGCCGAUUUCGGGAAAGAUUGCAAGCAUGAGACUCGAUUUUAUGCUUUCAGUUAUUCUAGUUAGCUAAUUCUGAGUAUGUCUGGUUACAUAUAUUUACCCAUAAUAAGUUAGCUUGAAGCUAUUUCUUCCCAGAAGCACCACCUGAGGGUGGUUUGUGGUAGACCGUUUUUAAAUUACUUGCAUUGUCAAAUUUUUUUUCUUUUUAUUAACUCAGAUCCACUGAAGUGGAUUGGAAUCUGGAUCUUAACAAGGUCUUCCUUAAACGCCUUCCCGAGGUUACCAAUGAAUGCGAUUUGCAUGCAUAUUUCUCUAAUUUUGGUCUCAUCGCCAACGUCGUGCUGAAGGACAGCAUGGGGUCGGCCUCUGUCCGCUGCGGGUUUGUCACCUUCUUUGAAAGGGACUCGGUGAGGAGGGUGCUUGAUACUCAACCACAUCUGCUAGGCGAGGAUCGGAUCAUCGCUUGCGUGGCAAGGAAAAAACAGUCGGACCACCAAGGGUAAGCUCUUCGCGUGGAGAUGCGGUCGAUUCCAUCUCGGCUACAAAGACGUGCACCGUUCCUGGUCAUCUCCCUUCGUCUCUCUCUCCCCCUCUUUCGCUUUCCCCAUUCCCCUGUCCCUUUACCCCUCUCCAUCUCCGUCCUCCCCUCCUCCCUUUCACCCCCUCUCAUCAAAGGCGCGGAAAAGUCAGCGUAAACACAAAUGCCCCUUUCGGUUAGCCGGUGACGGUUGCUGCUUGCCUGGAUAUGGUUUUCGAGUGUUUAAUACACCAAGAAGAUCGCGAUGUGUCAUCAAACUGCCUUCUGGCAAGAGCUCCCGAGAUGCCUCUGCCUUGCCGUCCACUUCGGCAAUAGCUCGGCUCGUCACAACGUUUGCGCCAAUAGCCACGUUUGAGUCGCAUGGCCCUCCGUAUCGGUGGUGCUUGUCCUAAAGCCAUAUUUUGAUACUUCAAAGUAGAGCACAAACAAAAUGAUUUGAAAGAAGUUGAAAAUAAUAAAUGAGAAGGCCAAGGUCAGAUUGAUUAUUGGAAUUUAUGCAUUUCCUUGACGAAUUGUGGUCUAUCCCGAUUUUAUGAAAAACACCACUCACUUGCGUCGUGACACUUAACUCCGUUGGUGUUAAAACACUGUUAAUUUAAGGCAAAAAUGUGCACCAGGCAACGAUACGUUGUGUAACCCCACUUUGCAACUAGCAGCCGUAUUCUCUAAUACAGGGAUUGUGGAAAUAGGGGUUUUACGUAUGGGGGAUCACCCCCUCAUGCCAGAUAAUGUAUCACUAAGAAUAUGCUAGAACGACUCGGUUCACGUGAUUAUAUCAGUGUGCUAGGCAAGACUGAAGUGGUGAAUUCCUGUAGUCACGAAUUGGAGAUCUAACCAAGACUUACUAAGACAAAUGUAAUAGCUAGUCGUGCAUAUCAAACAUAGUGGGGUUACACAACCUAUUUCUAUCGUGCACGGUUUAGUAGGGUCCCGGGUUUUGGCCAUUGUUUCGCCAUUGUCUAAACUUCUAAGGUAUGUUCGGUGUAGAGUUGCAUAUUAGUAGAUACGGGUGGUGGUUGUUUAUGAUGUGCAACGUGCCAUGUUCGCCCGUGGGUCGUUUACUUUCUACCUAGAUCUCAUCCCUUUGAUCCAUGGAUAAAGUUACGGCGAAGGUAACUUACGGUGACCCUCAUGGCACCACAUUGCUGCUGUGGUGAUCGGUCGCAACUCUUGGACGUCCUGCCUAAUCUAUUUGACCCACUAGUACGCGCGCAUUCGAAUCAAGCUUUCUUACCCUAACUGCUGGCCAAUCACUCAUAUCUUUGUCCUGACCGAAGUAAACCAACGCGCACAGGCUGGCUCAGUUCAUGUAGGUGCUGCGUUAGCCUUAGGCGUAUGACGCAACCUUGCGCCCUUAGGGGUUCUUACACAACUUCUCCUUCAUGGGAUAUGUCCAGAAGUCGUGUUAGUUUAGGCAGUCAUUUUACAUGGGCCUGCUUUUUGUUCGUCACUCCUGAUUGAAGUUCACGUUAGAGCUCUAACAUCCGAUAGGACAUGUUCCCGCGCGACCGAUUCCCACGAGGAAUUUAGCAUGAUUCAAACUCAUUUCUUACAGAGGGUCAUUAUCCAAUGGAAUUCCUUACCGACGUAUGUUGUAAAUCCCCCUACCGUGAGUGUUUUCAAGGCACAACUGGAUAAUCACCUUCCAGAAGGCAACGCGAACUGCCGAAGUCCAAUCUGGCGAAUUACUGAGAUGACUAUAAACAGACUACUAGCGUGAUUUCAACAGAUCCUUUUGUGGGCAUUAGACGUGACCUCUGAGAGAAUUUUCACAGCGCCAACGCAGUUAACAAUUUUUCCGCAGUUAUUUCGCAAAUGCCAUGCCUUUUUAACAUUUAUGCUCUACUGGUAGAUCUGUACAUUCUGCACACUAAAACUGUGUGCAAAAUCUUUGCAAUUUAACUAUUUUCCCCACACACCAGUACCGUUUAAAAUAGAAUUUUCAGGACAUCUGUCGUUUACUCCAAAUAUACUGUGUGACCCAGAUAUCCUAGACGUAACCAGACUUCAAAUUGCGUCGGCCAGCGUUCAGCGGGUUUCGACACAUAGUAUAAGUUGUCGGGCUGACCGUGGACGAGCGACGAUUAGAGGAUGCGAGAAAGAUGUGCAGAGACUUCAAGCUAGCCAUUUAAUGGCCCUCAAUGAAACAGAGGCCGACUGUCUAAUCGGUGCUAUUUUACCCCGCAGAUCUGUGGACCCCGGCGUCUCGGUCGCUGACAACGACGACGGCGACUUUUCGAACUCUGACGACGACCAACCGAGCAACGAUGCCUUCUGUGACCAGCUUACAAUGUUUGUUGGCCACUUGAAACAAGAGAUCACUGAAUCGGAUCUCACAACCUACUUUUCCCAAUUCGGCAGAGUCACAGACGCUUCAAUAAUACACGAUUGGGCCACCGGCGAGUCUCGCGGCUACGGUUUUGUUACCUUCGCUGACAGCAGGGCUUUCCAGGCGGGUGUACUGAAAGCCUGCCACUUCCUCAAGGGCUGUCGCCUCAGUGUCAAGCUCUCAGUUAACCGUCUUCUGUCUCGUACCCCCACCGUACUUCCUCCACCGCCGUCUAUGUUAAGUUUCGGAAAAAUUAGAUUUAUCUUUUGUCACGCAUUUACUCAUUUCUGGGAUGUUUUUUAUCUCAGUUAGCCGUAGUCAACAAGAGUAUUUUCCCACUAAAAGUUACUCAAACAUCUUAGUCACGCGGCCGAGUAGGGGCUGGGUGACCUCCAAAAAAAAGAGGUGAUUUGUCAGUUCAGGACUGUGUGUACAAUGAGUGAGCGACCAAAAUCCUGAAAUGCGUAUUCGAUUCGGAAGGAUUACUUAGGUGCGGUUGUAGUAUUUAUUAUCAUGCAGCAUAAUCCUAUAAGAUUUUGGACUCGCUAGGAGGCCGGCUUUUUAGUGCAUUUCUUUUUGACAUCCUGUAGAAACCACACUCGGCAAAAAAUAAACACUUAAGUUGCAUGCAUUUUUCAAAUAAAUUAUUUUUAUACAUCAAAAUAUGUUUUAUAGAAAACAUGCACAAAAAUGCCUUCUUUUACAAGUUUAGUAGAAAAUCACGCCCUCUUUACAGUUAAUACUCACAAAAGGAUACCUUUCGGUUUCAAGGUUUCUAAAAUGGAAGUUUUUUAGACCGAGCAUGUUCACUUAUACAGUAUCGGAUCUGUCCGUUUACCAACACGCAUUAUGCAACGUACAACCUAGUCCACAUCCAUUGCAAAUUUUUAUGAACUCUAUGUGGUAUUUUCUUAAAGUCAUAGGGGAAUAUAUAAUUUUCCUUACGCGGAAAGCAUGCGCCUUGUAGACCGAAAUCGAUAAACGCUAAUACAACGGGAAUUGGGAAACCUCUUUAAAACCUAAACGCAUCCUUCAUUUAAGUGCACAGUGUAAAUAAAACGUAAUUUUUACCAAAAGGAUAAGAUAAAGCAUAUUUCAAGCAUGUUUUCUAUAAAUAUAUUUAAAUAUCUGAACCCAUCGAAAAUCAAUCUGAAAAAUGCAUGCCGAGCGUGGUUCCUACACGAGGUCGAAAAGAAGUGCAUGCAAAAGACGGCCUCCGCUCGAUAUUAAAUAUUAAAACCCCACCUACGUAACCCUUCUGAUUUGAUUACACAUUUUAGAAUUCUGACCAACACUUCAUGUUAUCGGCAACUCACUAUAUUUGUUGAAAUGUGGAGGUCGUUGAUUAGUUUUGCUGAUGCACGCAGUCAUUUCAUGAAUAAGAAUUUUUUAUCAGGCUUUUAAAGUGUGUUUUGUGUGUUAUUCUGUCAGUCAUCCACCUUUGAUGGUGAAUUUGUAGCCUCUGCCAAAUCCUUGGGGUUGAGAAUUACUAUUCGACAAGGGUUUGGUUUAUGGCCGGGACAACUUAAUCCGGGGAGGAAUUUUUUUUUAUUUGUACUUGUCAGAUAAAGCAAAAAAGACCUCGCGGUGGCUGUUGUGUUAGGUUGGUCAAGAUGCUUUAAAGUAGAUAUCGACAAUGCCUGCAAAGGGACAUUAAAUUCACUUACUAUUUCUAUUAAUUGGUAAAAAAUAGUGGUGACAAUAUGGAGGACCACAAAAUGUGUGAUACCAGAAAGUUCUUGGAUGUUCAGCUGUAUUACUAGUAAUUCUUUACGGUGGGGUUUAUGCUUACCUUGUUGUAUGCUCCUCAACUGCGAUUUCAUUUCAAAGUUUAUAGAAAAAACCGCACUAAGUCAGCAUCAAGUUUUGUUUACUUUUGACAUAGGUUCGCAAAGCCGGCGGGCGCUGACGUUAAUCCUAAGGGCAUUUUCGUUGACUACCUGUCUGAGACGACAGAGGACUGUGAUUUGCAUGAAUAUUUCUCGAAAUUCGGCAUUAUCACCGAAGUCAUCGUCCUCAAGGGCAAAAGGAGCGGGGAUACCCGCCGCAAUGGCUUUGUAACCUUCCGGGACACAGAUGCGGUGAAGAUGGUGUUCGAUGCUUGGCCACACCUGUUGAAUGGCAAACACAUUGGCGUUUUUCCAGCAUGGAGUCGGAAGUCCGGUCAAUUUAUGUAAGUUUUGGUUUCACAGAAAUUAAUAUUUGCCUUUUAGGCGCACAUCUGUUUAACCGAAAGAAAACAUGCGAUCAGGGAAUGUCCGGACUAGUCGUGAGACCGUCUUCAGAGACCUGUAGGGGGUGAACGGGAAGAGUGCCUCCUUGGUUUGGCGCUUAGCUGUGCCUACUGGUCGCGUGAGUGUAGCGCAGUUGUUAUGAGGUAGCUGUCAGAGGCUCUGAUCCCCUGAGCUCUCACCCCAUUAUAUUGGCAGUCAGAAUUGUAUUCCACAGAGCCCUAUUUGUGGCCAUGUCGCAGGAUGUGAAUAGUGACUUGGUCGCAUCUCCCGACGGCCCGGACCUCGCUGACUUCCGCGAUGUAAGAGUCCUUAUCGACAGCAGAACAGUUGCAUCGACGGCGUUGACUACCAACGAGUGCAGAUAAAGUAUUAGCUACUAAGCGUACACGCGGGAUUUUCUAUCCAAUGCCUGAUUCCAUCUGGGGCUCCCAGGAUCUUUCACCUGCACGGAAACAGGCCUUAGGGAACUGCAUUGGUUGCGGUACAUUUGCCUCAAGUGGUAGCUUCGACUGGCUUUCGGUUGAAGUCCACUGCGGUCAGGUACGUCUUGUCAAUUUUGUAGAUGGUAGUGCUUUUUUCUACAGGGCAUUCGAGCUUUCGAGGAGAUUUUGUAGGGUUGGUAGCCUGGUCUACGUACAUGCACGCUGGUUGGUUACUAUGGCCAACCCCCAUUUUAACCGACCUGUGGAUUCGUGCUGCAUGUCUUGUAAUCAUAAAGUACGUACCAUGAAGUCAUAGGGUCACGCUGGGCUAACUGUUUAUAGUCUACAGUUGGCCUUGGCUCCGAGGACACAUCUUCUACCCUCUCCGCAUGCGCCAGUUGUGAAGAACCUGUUGGAGAAUGCUUUAUACUUUAAAAAAAUCGUUCAAAUAGCGUCGUAUUGCUCAAACGUAUCUUGAACAAACUCACGUUAAGUGCUACGGUAUUGCAGGCUAUCCGUAGCUCGCGACUAUGCUGAGGCACUUCUGUGUCAACAUGGGAUUCGUUUUUUCAAACGUUUAUGUAAAUUUGACCGUUCGUCACAAUCACGAUUUUCAAAAAGGUCACUUGCUAAAGUGGUUGUGGAGGAAGGACGUUCCUCGUGAUAGUUGGAUUCUUUUUCUAUUGAUGAAGUCCUACGUAAUCGCGAAUUGCUACUGACAAACACUGGACUGGGCGGUGAUUUCCACAAGCCGGCGACGCGCCAGUGCUUCUGACCCAUAGAUGGGGCUGUUGUAUCCAGCUGGCCAACGCUUGGAAUUAUCCACGCCCUCCUCGCAAGUGCUUCCACAUUUAGCCCCUGUUAACAUUCCGCUUCCCCCUUUUUGUAACCGUCUUUCGAGCGUGAUCGGAGUUCUUCAGGGGCAAGUGAUGUGCCCGCCUCCCUUAAACAGAACAGAAGUCGGUUGGUAUCCUUUCAAGUGCGCUGGGGUGGACUAUUUUGGUUCGUUGAUGGUCAAACUUGGACGACCUUCUGAGAAACGCUGCGGUUGUGUGUUUAGCUGCUUACGGACAAGAGCCGUUCAUCUUGAGAUAGCCGCCAACCUAACCACGAAUUCUUUCGUUCAGUGUCUGAUGAGACUCGAGUAAACGCGGACGUCCCACUGACAUCUACAGCGACAAAGGAACCAAUUUUGUUGGAGCAGUAGCGGAACUCCGAAAGGACUUUCACAAUUGGGACUAAAAUAGAGUGUCGGGCCAACUGCUAACUCAAGAGAUACAGUGACAUUUUAACCCACCCGCUGCCAUUCAUCGGGGAGGCAUCUGGGAAUGCAUGACCAGGUCUCUACGACGGAUUCUUCUUGCUCUCUGUAAGGAGCAAUCUCCAACUUACGAACAGCUCGGCACCCUCUUCGUGCAGGCUGAAUGUAUAUUAAAUAAUAGAUCGCUAGUCCCGCUAACAUCAGACAGCAACGACUUGGAACCGCUUACCCCGAAUAGCUUAUUGUUGAUGAGGAACUGUCCUGUGCUGCCUGGCAGUGACGAAUUGGUGGCACGGUACCGCGUUGGAUGGAAACAAAUACGCUACCUCGCUUGCGUGUUCUGGAGACGAUGGGUAAAAGAAUAUCUACCAAGUCUGCAGAAAAGAAAAAAAUGGACAAGAGAAGCCGCGAAACUGAAACCAGGUGAUGUUUUAGUUUCUGGGGAGCGCACACCUAGUGAGAAUUGGCUUUUGGGAGUAAUAGAUACGUGCGAAAAGAGUCGCGACAACCUUCUUAGGACGGUAUACAUUAGAACGGCGGGCGGUCUCUUAAAAAGGGACGUUAGAAAGAUUUGUCUACUUGAGGGCCAGAGCAGCCGUAAACCUCCAAAACCGUAAGUUGUUCUCAAGAGUUGGACGUAGAGAAUUGGCGGGCGGUGUUGUAUGCAGCUGGUCAACGCUUGGAAUUCUCCACGCCCUCCUCGCAAGUGCUUCAACAUUUGACCCCUGUUAACAUUCCCCUUCCCCCAUCUUUGUAACCUCUUUGGAGCGUGACCGGCGUUCUUUUAAUCAACUGGUUUUUGUAUUCUGAUCUUGACCUGGGAAAUCGAUUUGCUCGAACAGUAACAAAGGGAUUCUUUGUCUAGGAUAUCCAUUGUUGAGGUUUGUACGUCUUUUAUUAUCACCUUAUUACCUUUUAUUAUUACCUUAUUCUAUCUAUUAAUGUCCUUAGCGGAAUUAUCAAGUGCACCGAGCUGCCACUGCGAGUCCACUGACUAGUAGUGUCUGCGAUGUGUUAGAGAUCAAUCCCAUGCGACUUCAGCAUUCUACGGUUCUGUGCUUUUCGAAGACGACACAGCAUGUCAAGUUGAUUUGCAUGUAGGCAACUUCUUGGCAAACUGUUUACGAUCACCCACCUGACUUCACAAAAGUUUGACAUUCUAGACACCUGAAAUAUUGUGGAGUGACUGGAGCAUUUGAUGAAAUUGUGAAAUCGCGUAUAUUACAGUUUGCGUCUCAGUGAGUUUACUAAGGUUAUCGGUAAAUGCAGCUGAAAUUUAAGAAGCUAUUUCUCGACUCGUUGUCGUCGCCGACAGAUUUCCACACUUACAGCUAUUUGUGCUCGUCAUAUUGUUGCCACGCGCGUGCAUUCCAGAGACAGGUUCCAAGCCCAAACCAAGUCGGUCGUAUUACGUCGUCCCAAACGUUACUCCUCUGUUACCUAGGAAUUCUCAGUUUUCAAAAGAGAACUUUAAACCAGGAUGCGACGUUUUCCAUGCAGAUGGAACUUUAAGGGUUCGUGACAUAUGUCCUUUGAACCACUUUGGUGAAUCCAUUUGAAAAACAUGGUCACUCUUAUAUCGUAUUUAACAUCGGAAAAAUAUGUUUCUCUGUUAAUGAGAAUAAUAAGUUAGCUAGUGUCCUGAGGAAGUAUUCCCACGCCAAAGUUGUGAGCUGGCCUGUAAAUCUAGUACUUAGGAAAGGACAAAUUGUAUGUUUUCAGCCAGUGUUUCGGUUAUCAUCUUGCGGUCAUUGUAUUAUGGUGGUGUGGGGUUGAGAUGGUAACGGGGGGGGAGCAUUCAGGGCGGAUCCACACAGAUUUUUUGAGAACUUCAGAGAUACGAAAUGUAUCUAUUUAAUUAAUAUUUUUUCUAACUUCACAGACCUCAAACCCAAACCAGCAUGUCAAACGAAAGUGCCUCCGCAUCAGCCCUCAACAAAAGGACCAUAUUUGUCGGUCGCCUAAAGCCAACGACCACAGCAGCUGAUCUUGAAACCUACUUUUCCAAAUUUGGCAGCGUUUCGAGGGCCAAAGUAGCGACUCAUUUGUACAGUAGCCAGUGUCGCAGCUUCGGUUAUGUCGAGUUCUCGGACAGGAAGGCCUUUGAGGGUGGUGUCCUGGAAGCCUGUCACUUUCUAAACGGCUCUCGACUAAAAGUCGAGCUUUACGAACGCCGGACUUCAUCUAAUUCAGAUUCUGACCACACGUGA